CGAAGAUUGUUGCGAAUUGCAACCACUGAUCAAUUUUUGUAGAAACUUUUCACGCCCUCUGUUGGCCUCGGGCUUCAAUAUUUGGUGGCCAUCUUGCGUAAUUGACCAACAACGUGGAUUCCAUUCUCGACCAACCGAACUGGAGCCAAGGGUUGUUAUCCACUUUUGGACUGGCUUUCAUCCACACUAUGGAGGUCAACGAUAUUGAACAAGGCUGUCUAAUAUUGACGCGGCAUAAAGGAGUAUAAUAAGGCGAACACUUGGCUUCCAGUUGGAUCAUUCCUCAUCGCCGUCAGUACUUCGAUCCUUAGUAAUAUUUUUCUUUCAGAGCCUGGUGCUCAUCACAAAUUACCUAAUUUAAGAUUUCCUUUUAAUUAUUAAUUCUAUUUAUUCUGUUCCCGUACUUUCUAAGCAUUCUAUUUAUCACCUUCCGGCCAUAAUCUUUCGUAUAACCUCCUUUCAUUCAAACCUUGAUCGCCAUGCGUUUCAUCGGUAUUCAAUUUGUCUUGUUCAUCAGUGCGUGUAGCUUUGUUGAACAUGCCAGAGCCCAUUUGGCCUUGGUUGCAAUGACGGGAGAGACGAACGGACUCACUGGUAAAGGAUAUGGUAUUCUGGACGGCACUCCACGAGAUGGCACUGCGCGAGACCCUUUCCAGCUCGAUACAGCCGUCAUCCGCGAAGCUGACAUCGUCAAAGGGAUUGCCUCACCUUGUGGACGUACGCUCAUUGGGGGCCCGAUUGACAUGAACAAAGCGUUGGAAAAAUCUGAAGACGGUGGUCUACCUGAUGUUGGAAGCGGAGGUCUGAUCAACCUUGUUGCACAUCAAGUCAACGCUGAUGGUGGUGGGCCGUACUCCUGUGCCGUCGAUUACACUGCAACUGGAAACAACUUUCAGAAAGUCGACAUGCAAGUCAAUCUCCCUGGACAGAAUGGACGAUCUGAUGCCCGAGCAAUCGACCUUCCUAUCACCGCCAAGAUGCCUGCCGGUGCAAAAUGCACUGGUGGAGUCGACGGAAUGACUUGCCUUGUGCGAUGCCUCAAUGGUGCCAAAGCCGGCCCAUUCGGUGGUUGCAUGGCCUUUACUCAAAAACAAGGCCUGUUCAACGACCCUGCACCAGCAGGCAAAGGUCCCUCAUCAGGAGCCGCGAUGGACCCAAUCACAGCAAACCCAGUCACACGCUUUGGGGAUACUUUUACCGACGCGUCUGCAAAGCUUGCCGACCAAGCACAAAACGGCCCCGUCACAGUCAUGCCAAUUGCAAAUCGUAUACAGACUCAGAAUGGAGGCAACGACAAUGGCAACAAUCAAGGCAAUGGCAAGCGACAAAACCGCAGAAGAGCCGUAUUGAACCCAUUCCAACCAGCCUCUCUUGGAAUCAUCGCCCAAAGCAUGAACUUAAUUCGUGACAUCUCAGUUUCCCGGCGUCAAAAUAAUGGUCAGAACAACGGACAAAACAAUCAAAAUUUGAACACGCAGCCACCUACUUCCCGAGUAGCCCCACAGACGAAUGGCGCGAAGACAGACGCUUCCACUACAUUCGGAACAACCAACUCAAAUGGAGGCAAUGGCGGCAACGGCAAUAGUAAUAACAACAACAACGCCCAACGUGGAAACAACAAGAGAGACGUUAUCCUACUUCCACGACAGAAUACAAACGGAAACGGCAAUGGAAAUGGAAACCAGAAACCGAAUGGAAACGGAAACGGAAAUGGAAACGGAGGCGCAUCACAAACGAGCACUGGUGGUAAUGCAAAUGGCAAUAGUGGCAAUGCGAAUACUGUAUCACGGACUGCCACCAAUGGCAAUAACGGAAAUAACGGAAACAACGGAAACAACGGAAAUGACCCCAACAAAGAAAACAUAGUUUCACAGGUGGGCCACGUUGACAGCAUAAAACCUACCAAAGAAGGAAUCGCUUUCGAAAUUGCCACUGGUCCACUCGGCCAAGCCGACGUACCCAAAAACGUGAGACAGGUGAAUGGAAAGAGACGUAGUCUGCAGGCGCGAGCUCUUGUCACACGUCAGCAACAGCAACAGCAACAGCAACAAAAUUCGCAACAAAACCCAACCAACCCGAAGAACCUAACCAAGGAUCAGAUCUUGAAGGCCGAAGCAGCAGAAGCAGCCGCCAGUCCCCAAGGCCAAGGAAAAGCUAAUAAGCGCGCACGAUCUAUCGCCUCAGCCGUACAACUUUAAACGAAGGAACAGAACAGUGUUAAUUUAUUUGGAAAUACAAAAUUUUGCUGUACAUAUUUCCUUGUAACCAUUCCUGGUCGCUCUUGUCGAUAGCCAUGUUGAAUCACUUUCUGCAUUGGCUCGCGCAUAGCAAUGCAAACAUGUCCAAAGACAAACAGCAUCUUUUUAUGUAACAUUUUCCUGUCAUGUACCCACAUGUAAACUCAUUCCAGGAUUUACAUC
Messenger RNA from Melampsora larici-populina 98AG31, 2420 nucleotides. RefSeq lists its product as uncharacterized. Lineage: Eukaryota; Fungi; Basidiomycota; Pucciniomycetes; Pucciniales; Melampsoraceae. The record is from RefSeq and is a predicted model, not a curated record. Bases 480 to 2198 code for a protein of 572 amino acids. The transcript is spliced from 13 exons.